AUGGUUGACUCAAACUCAUUACUACCAGAUGUCGAGAAGCUUAUCACCGAUCCCGAAGUUCUCAGGGUCUUGCGACUUUUCAUCUCGCUCGGGCAAACCGACAUUAUCAAAUUCCUAAACGAGACAGUUAAUCAAAAUCCCAAGGAGGUCCAAAUCACGUUAGAUACUGUCCACUUUUUUGUAAAACGAGGAUUGCGAACUCAACGCUAUCUUACGUCCCAGAUGCGUACCGAUGUAGAACCCUCUGAUUGGCCAUACGACCCUGACGAAGAAAAUUCUUUCACAUUUGCUGAAAGACAGCUUUUAGAUAAAUAUAAGUUUGGGGCGCGAUGGCCCACAGUGCGUGGAGCAAUCGAUAUAUUUCGCCGCGGGCUCAUGCACUGCGUUGAUAAAAUGACUUGGAAAGAUAGUGACACUGGGUUGACAUAUCGCGCCUGGAAUACUGUCAACAUAUGCCCUCCCGACAGACGCCUAUGGGACCGAGAAAGCACAGCGUAUAAAAGUCAGAGGUUCUGUGCAUAUUCACGACUGCAGUUUGUGAUCUUCUACCCAGGACUAGUCAACCUCGCAUUCCUAGAGCAAGGGCAAGCCGAUGUGCUGGCGCGGGCCGAGGGACACUUCGACAAACUGUGGGCGCGCGACGAGAAAUUUCGCAAGGCGACUGUAAAUUUGACUCGUAGUGUUCUGGAGUACUACGGUAGCGUUGACGACGGCUACACCAAUUACGAGGGACUUUUGCCCAAAGAAAAGCUGGCGAAAGAGCGGAGAAUCAUUCUUGAUGAUUUUGACGCUCAGCGUAAAGCGAUGCUAAAGGCUGACGCGAGCGAUUUUCGCGAGUUCUCUCAUGCGGGCUGGUGGUUGAAGUACGGGAGGUUUUGGAGCCCUGGAAAUUCAGUUGGCAGCAUUCUACAUUCAAAUAAGAUGCUGGUGGGGAAGAACUUCAGAGAUCAUUGCAAUUUGGCCAAUGACUCCAAAGAGAUCAGUACCGAAGUGGCCACACGCGCAGUCAGACACUAUGGUUUUGGAUACGUGCCCACUAUGAUGACUAGAAGCAGCAGAUCCAGAUCCUCGUCAAAAGCUUCACUAGGGAAGACGGGAACAGAGAAAGGAAAAGGAGAGAAAAGAGAGAAAAGCCGAGAUAAGUAUCGAGAAGACCAGAAUCAAAGCCUACCGAUUCGAAAUAGUCGUGAUCAUGGAAGUUCACUAAAAAGAACUGAGAGUCCUGGACAACAACGACAAGAGAGUAAAAGCAAGACAAUAGAAGCAAGAACGCCAGCGAAGAAAUCAAGUAGAGGAACUAAGAAACCAGCUGCUCAAGUUGAUAAUGCUGCUGUUCCAUCUUCGUCACGCACUGGCGGGUCGGGACAUUCCGGCCCCUAG
Molecule: messenger RNA, 1380 nt
Organism: Botrytis deweyae
Lineage: Eukaryota; Fungi; Ascomycota; Leotiomycetes; Helotiales; Sclerotiniaceae
Exons: 1
Coding region: 1-1380 (459 amino acids)
Source: RefSeq, a predicted model, not a curated record